Messenger RNA from Nicotiana tabacum (common tobacco), 396 nucleotides. Lineage: Eukaryota; Viridiplantae; Streptophyta; Magnoliopsida; Solanales; Solanaceae. The record is from RefSeq and is a predicted model, not a curated record.
AUGACUAUUAAAUUGCUGGUGGGUGAGUGUACUUUAAAUGUCGUUAGCACGUAUGCGCUGCAAGUAGUCUUGGAUGAGGAGAUUAAAAGGCGCUUUUGGGAGGGGUUGGAUGACAUCGUUUGUAGUAUUCCGCCUACCGAGAGGUUAUUCAUAGGAGGAGAUUUCAAUGGUCAUAUUGGGUCGUCUGCAGGUUGUUAUACUGAGGUGCAUGGCGGUUUUGGUUUCGGGGAGCGAAACAGAGCGGGAAUUUUGCUGUUGGACUUUGCCAAGGCAUUCGAUCUUGUGAUUGCGAACUCAAGCUUUCCGAAGCGGGAGGAACAUUUGGCUUUUGGUGAUGGAUAUUGGCAUUAUGAUAAGGAGGAAGAAGAGGUCAAUAGGAGGCCGCCCGAGGAUUAG